ACCUGAAGCUGCACCUCCAGAGCACUGACUAUGGGAACUUCCUGGCCAAUGAAGCCUCCCCACUCACCGUCUCUGUCAUAGAUGACAAGCUGAAGGAGAAGAUGGUGGUGGAGUUCCGUCACAUGAGGAACCAUGCCUAUGAGCCCCUGGCAAGUUUUCUGGACUUCAUCACGUACAGCUACAUGAUUGACAACGUCAUUCUGCUGAUCACUGGGACACUGCACCAGCGUUCCAUCUCCGAACUGGUGCCCAAGUGCCACCCUCUGGGAAGCUUCGAGCAGAUGGAAGCUGUGAACAUUGCUCAGACGCCUGCGGAGCUCUACAACGCGAUCCUGGUGGACACUCCCCUGGCUGCUUUCUUCCAAGACUGCAUAUCUGAACAGGACCUGGAUGAAAUGAAUAUCGAAAUAAUUCGAAACACGCUCUAUAAGGCUUACCUGGAGUCCUUCUACAAGUUCUGCAAGGUGCUGGGAGGUACCACGGCAGAUGCCAUGUGCCCGAUCCUGGAGUUCGAAGCGGACCGGAGAGCCUUCAUCAUCACCAUCAACUCCUUCGGGACUGAGCUGUCCAAGGAGGACCGAGCGAAGCUGUUCCCGCACUGUGGGAAGCUCUACCCCGAGGGCCUGGCUCAGCUGGCCAGGGCAGAUGACUAUGAACAAGUCAAAAAUGUUGCUGACUACUACCCUGAGUACAAGCUGCUGUUUGAAGGGGCUGGCAGCAACCCUGGAGACAAGACCCUUGAAGACAGGUUCUUUGAGCAUGAGGUGAAGCUCAACAAGCUGGCCUUCCUCAACCAGUUCCACUUUGGUGUCUUCUACGCCUUCGUGAAGCUGAAGGAACAGGAGUGCCGCAACAUCGUGUGGAUCGCCGAGUGCAUCGCCCAGCGGCACAGGACCAAGAUCGACAACUACAUUCCCAUCUUCUAACCGGCCCUGCUCCUCUCCCACCCCUGGAGUCUGGGGGGACCCCCAUCCAGCUCCCCCAGUUCUCCCUUGCCCAGACUCCAGGGAUAUCCCAUCUGUGGAACUGGCUGAGAUGAGGAACCUGUACAGUCACUAGUUAAAUUAUUC
This is a messenger RNA of Merops nubicus (carmine bee-eater), 1070 nucleotides long. Its product is annotated as V-type proton ATPase subunit d 1. Lineage: Eukaryota; Metazoa; Chordata; Aves; Coraciiformes; Meropidae. The record is from RefSeq and is a predicted model, not a curated record. The transcript is spliced from 7 exons. Gene Ontology annotation, biological process: vacuolar transport; proton transmembrane transport; vacuolar acidification. Gene Ontology annotation, molecular function: proton-transporting ATPase activity, rotational mechanism. Gene Ontology annotation, cellular component: lysosomal membrane; plasma membrane proton-transporting V-type ATPase complex; proton-transporting V-type ATPase, V0 domain. The annotation marks the transcript as partial.